AAUGUCCAUGAGUUGUCUGAAGAUGGAGUAACAUGUGCAUGCCCCAAAACAUACAAACACACAACAAAUAAAUUUUUAAAAAUGUGUUUAAUGCAUCUAAUAUACUGAGCACCAUAGUGUUGUCCAGCCUAUUUUAAGUAUACUCAGAACACUUAUAUGAGCCAAUAGCUGGGCAAAAUCAUUGAACAGAAAGUCUAGUUUUACAAAGAAGUGUUGACUACCUCAUGUGUUUUAGUAAAUACUGUCUUGAAAGUAAUGUCAUGGGGACCACAGCUAGAACCCCAGCACUCACACCUGAGACAGGAGGACUGUGACUUGAAGCUAGUUGGAACUACACAUUGAGGCCCUAUCUCAAAAACACACACAAACACAGACACGCCCACACCCACAGAGAGAGAGACACGUACAAUUUUGUUGUUUAAGUUGAACUUUGAGAGGAUAUUAGGCAUUUUAUCUGUGUUUGACAUAGGGAUGGGAAUUUUAUUGAUAGUUCUACUCCUCUGUUUUAUGAACAACGACAUUCUUCAGCUGAAUCCUGAAGCUAUAGAGUUGCCUUGGGCGGUCAGUGCCUUAAUUCAAAAGUAGAACAGGAGAGCAGAGAAUGGUCGCUUAGGCCAGAAAACCACUGUCCUUAAAAGCCUGAGGUCUCUCAAGGAGUCCUGGCUCCUGGGCUCAGAGGAUCUGACUGAAUUUCUGUGCUUUUUGCAUUUGUCCGCUAAGAGUUCCUGAGCACUGCGGUAUGCUCUCCCCAGCUCAAUCUGGCCCUCAGGUGGGUUGGCCACCUUCAGUGUAGGAGAAAAAGGGGAACUCACCCACAAGAACCCUCUAGAAAAGAGGAAGGCACAGUUUGUGGGUUGGUUCAAGUGGGAGAGAGAUGCUCAACCUGGGGUUGAAAAAGAGGAACCACAGCUAGGCAGGACCCACCUGGAGGUGAUGGCUGCUGUUGGCCCAAUGAAAGGAGGAUUCAGAAAAGGUGUGUGUGGUAAGUGUGUGUAUGUAUGUGUGAGUGUGUGUGUAUGAGUGUGUGUAUGUGUAAGUGUGGAUGUAUGUGUGUAUGAGUAUUUGUGUGUGUGUAUGAGUGUGUGUGUAUUUGAGUGUGUGUGUAUGUAUGUAUGUGUGUGUUUAUAUGAGUGUAUGUGUGUAUGUAUGUGUGUAUGAGUGUGUGUGUGUAUGUGUGUAUGUGAGUGAGUGUAUGUGUGUUGUGGGAAAAUGUUCCUAAUCCACACUCAGCUCCUUCCAGGGAAGGUAAGUGUGGAGCUGCAGGCGUAAGACUAUGAGAAAACACACCUAACUCCAAUGGCAGCUCUGUUCUAACCUAGAUAUUUGCAGGGAAAUGUAAACCAACAAACCCCAAGGUCUAAGGAGGGGUUAAGAGUGUGUUACCCACAAGAAGUUUGGCCCAGGUGUGGGAAAUCCCUUUUGCUUAAUUCUCUCUUCCCCUCAAAAGGAAGAAGUCAAGGCUGUUCAUUUCUGGCCUUUUUGGUUUCCUAUCUUCAGUGGAGGAGGCGGGAGAAGCUAAAGGUGCUAGAAACAUGGUAGGCAGCUCCUGUGAGGUCUUGAGGUUUUGUCCCAGGGUGUGGAACAGAACCUGAGAUACACCAAGCCUUAAAACCCUUUAUGAGCCCAUUACCCGAGUGUCACUUUCCCCAGCAACAAUGACUCACAAAACUGAGAGUGAUACAGAUUUCCCUUAGCCCUGGAAGGCACAGGUCACAAUGGCCAUUGGGGCUAACCAAGAGGAGUAAUGCCAACAGAAAGCCGUGCUUGGCGCCUGCUCCCGCAGCCGCCGGCUGGGCCCGGCCUGCGUCUCCUGCUGCUAUUUCACUACCUGGACUGGGCCUUCUGGCCUUGGGGCUAGCAGGAACAGGGCAAAGCUUCACUGCCCAUGUGUGUCAUCUGCUUUGUGAAGGCACUAGUGCACGUGUUCAAGAUCUACUUGACAGCAAACUACACUUACAAUUUCCGCGGCUGGCCGGUGGACUUCCGCUGGGAUGACGUGCAUGCCUCCGGCUCUGGCAGCAGUCAUCGAGCCUUGACAUGUGCUGCAGCUGCAGCAGGUGUGUGGCUGCUACAUGAUGCAGCACUGGGCGCGGACACACUCACAAGGUCUCCACGUGGGGCUCGGAGCCAAGCACAGUGCCUCCUUCAGCAGAUCCGUGAGCUGCCCAGCCAACUCGCCAGCUAUGCGCUGGCCCACUCCCUGGGCCGCUGGCUUGUAUACCCUGGAUCUAUGUUUUUGAUGACGCGCGCGCUAUUGCCUCUUCUGCAGCAGGGCCAAGAACGCCUAGUGGAGCGCUACCGUGGGCGGCGUGCCAAGCUGGUGGCUUGCGAUGGCAAUGAGAUUGACACGAUGUUCAUGGAUCGUCGCAAGCGUCCAGGCAGCCAUGGCCGUGGCCUGCGACUGGUUAUAUGUUGUGAAGGCAAUGCUGGCUUCUACGAGAUGGGCUGUCUGUCCGCACCUCUGGAGGCUGGAUACUCAGUGUUAGGUUGGAACCACCCUGGUUUCGGGGGCAGCACAGGAGCACCUUUUCCUCAACAUGAUGCAAAUGCAAUGGAUGUGGUCAUCAAGUAUGCAUUGCACCGCCUGAACUUCCCGCCAGCACACGUUGUGGUUUAUGGCUGGUCUAUUGGAGGCUUCACAGCCACCUGGGCCGCUAUGACUUACCCAGAACUAGGUGCACUGGUGUUGGAUGCCACCUUUGAUGAUCUGGUGCCACUAGCGUUGAAGGUCAUGCCCCACAGUUGGAAAGGAUUGGUGGUACGUACUGUAAGGGAGCACUUCAAUCUCAAUGUUGCUGAGCAGUUAUGCUGCUACCCAGGCCCAGUUCUGUUGCUUAGACGCACCCAAGAUGAUGUUGUCAGCACCUCGAACCAUGUAGCUACUCUGCCAUCCUGUCCAGGGGAAGGCGAUGUGGAAGGUAACCGUGGCAAUGAGCUGCUCCUGCGCCUGCUACAGCACCGAUACCCGUCCGUGAUGGCCCGCGAGGGCAGCACGGUGGUAACCCGUUGGCUGCGCACCAGCAACUUGGCUCAAGAAGCUGCAUUCUACGCGCGCUACCGCGUUGAUGAGGAGUGGUGUCUGGCAAUGCUGCGUUCUUAUCGUGAGCGCCGCCAGGAGGAGAUGGAUGAUGCUGAGGCCUGGGGACCACACGGACCUACUUUCCCCUGGCUUGUGGGUCAAGGCCUGAGUGCCCGGCGGCGCCGGCAGCUUGCACUGUUCCUAGCACGCAAGCACCUCAAAAACUUGGAGGCAACACACUGCAGCCCACUGGAGCCUGAGGACUUUCAAUUGCCCUGGGGACUGUAGCUAUUGUUUAUGGGACUCACGAAUUUGGGCAGUUUACACUUUUCAGCUCCCAUCAACUGUUCCUCUCCUUACACCCCUACAGAAAAGCUGGCCCGACUGGGGAUUUUGGUGUCUGAGAGAGUGGGCAAGUAUAUAUUGGACUGUACUUGUCUUCACUUUUUUUUUCUGUUCUCCGCCACUUCUCUCCUUUCUCUUCCUCCCACACAUGAAUGCCUGUGUCUAGUUCUUGAAGGAAUGUAAAGGUGAAACCUGACCCAAUUUUUUGGUAAUGUGAUGUCUGAUAGUGGGAGGCCAGGGAGGCUGUGGGGCUACAGGAGGUGCCUUUCACAUGGCUUGGACUGCAGGGUAGCUCCUGAGAAGAGGACACCAGCCAAAUAUUCAAGUAGUUCCUAGUGAAAGGAAAAUACUAGCUGGGCGGUGGUGGCACAUGCCUUUAAUCCCAGCACUCAAGAGACAGAGGCAGGCAGAUCCCUGUGAGUUUCCGGGCCAGUCCACUCUACAGAAUGAGUUCCAGGACAGCUGAAGCUAAACAGAGAAACCCUAUUUGUAAAAGCGAAAAGAGAGAGAGAGAGAGAGAGAGAGAGAGAAAAGAAAAAAGAAAAGAAAGUAAGGAGAGUACCAGCCACUACUGACACUUGUAGGACCUCCUUGCUAGCAGAUCUCAGCAGUUACAGUGCCCCCUUCUCAUUUCCCUUCUAUGAAGAGAGAUCCAUAGAGGGGCCAUAGACUUAGAGUAAUAGCCCACAGGGUAGCCUGGAUCCCAGAGAUCCUGAAUGAUUGCUUGUUACUUGGGCCAGACCUGGGUUAGGUCUGGGCCUUGUUCAUGGCUCAAGGAUGAAAAGCAGCAAGGUGGUGGUGGCGGCGCAUGCCUUUAAUCCCAGUACUUGGGAAGCAGAGGCAGGCGGAUCUCUGUGAGUUUGAGACCAGCCUGGUUUACAAGAGCUAGUUCCAGGAUAGGCUCCAAAGCAACACAGAGAAACUCUGUCUCGAAAAACCAAAAAAAAAAAAAAAAAAAGAAUGAAAAGGAGAAGAUGGGCAUGGUGGUACAUGCCUUUAAUCCCAGCAUUUGGGAGAUGGGCAGAUGGAUCUCUGUGAGUUUGAGGACAGCCUGUUCUAUGGAGGGAGUUCCAGGACAGCGUUAUACAGAAAAACCUUGUCUCAACCUCCUCCAACCCCCACAAAACAAAACGAACAAACAAACAAAACCCUGCAAAACAGAGCAAGUCUUCAGCUCACCACUAUCUGUCCUGUACUCAUUACAUGGAGUAGAGACUACUGACUGCUGACUGUUCAUGCCAUUUCCAGCCCUGUGGACAGUGGCCGACCAGGCUGGGUUAAUCAAGACAGUAAAUGGAGAAGAUAUAUUAAUGGAUAUCUCUGAACAGGAUACUGUCAUAAUCAGUGAAGCACCCAGUCCUGUGCAAGAAGACACCUGUAGGGAGAAGAGCCAGAGAAGGGAGGGACAAUGGGAAGCUUCCAGAAAGCUGCUCACAGGGAAGUUCAACUUUGUAGGAGACUCAGUUCUGGAAGGGGGAGGGAGAUAUCAUUUAAGGACCUUUCUUCCAGGAAACUAAAGGCCAAAAGAAACCGUGAGAGUAGACAGCUGCCCAGUGGUCACAGCUCCCUCAUCUGAAGUUGGAGGAACUUUCCCCCGUUAGUGUUGACACACUAACACCACAAGAACGUCAAAACUCUGGAGGGAUCUUUGGAAAAUUACUUUAGCCUCAGUUUGCUCACCUGAAAACUGGGAGGAGGCGCCAGCGCUGUGAAAAGAGAGAAAACACUUGGGUACGUGCACAGGACUGGGCUUCAGUUACUGGGAGGGUCCACCGGCCCCUGCUAUGUUCGGGGCUCUGUGAACUCUUCCAGUACCAGACGCCUCCGUCUGGAGAGAGCGGCGCCUGCAGGGCAAGGGGAUGAAUCGCGCUUUCUCUAUUUUUACUGCAACCCCCAGACAAUAAAAAUGUCUUCAUAAAGAGGCUGAAAAUACAACUUAAUUCGUAGAGUGCUUGCUUAGCAUGCAUUAAGUUCUGGAUUCUCGAUUCCCCAGUACUGUGUAAAUCGGCUGUGAUAGCUCACUCCUGUAAUCCUAGCACUAGGGAGGUGGAGGUUGGAGGGUCGUUAAAUUCAAGGUCAUUUUUAUCCAUGUAGUCAGCUGUCUCAAAAAUCAAAAUCAAAAACUAAAAGAAAUUCUCGGAGACAGGGAGAGGUUGACUGCGGGCUGGGGGGUGAACAGGCCUGAGUUUGACCCGCCGAGGUGCUCGGUAGAGGGGCUCGUGGGUAGCCGAGGACAUGAUGGGGUGAA
Messenger RNA from Alexandromys fortis (reed vole), 5612 nucleotides. It is a transcript of the gene Abhd16b, whose product is annotated as abhydrolase domain containing 16B. The transcript has a single exon. The record is from RefSeq and is a predicted model, not a curated record. NCBI's taxonomy places the organism in Eukaryota, Metazoa, Chordata, Mammalia, Rodentia, Cricetidae. Gene Ontology annotation, cellular component: endomembrane system. Gene Ontology annotation, molecular function: glycerophospholipase activity; monoacylglycerol lipase activity. Bases 1886 to 3307 code for a protein of 473 amino acids. Gene Ontology annotation, biological process: phosphatidylserine catabolic process; monoacylglycerol catabolic process.